Molecule: messenger RNA, 5939 nt
Organism: Nerophis lumbriciformis (worm pipefish)
Lineage: Eukaryota; Metazoa; Chordata; Actinopteri; Syngnathiformes; Syngnathidae
Gene: niban2a
Product: niban apoptosis regulator 2a
Source: RefSeq, a predicted model, not a curated record
CAUCAGAAAGAAUAAAAGAAGAAAGACCACCGAGAUAUUUCACAGCAAAACCGAACAUUAGGAAUAAUAUUAUUAUUAUUCAAAUUAAAUCCCGCAAAUAAUAAUGAAUAUGUGUAAAUCACUUAACGUAAAGCGUGUAUCGAGUCAGACACGACAUACUAUGUGACGUACGUUAAACGUCAUAUAGUAUUUUUCAACAAGAUGUCAACGCGUGUGUCCUUCCAGCAACAAGAGCGGGGGUGAAAAUACCGAAAGUAGUGAAACCGAGCAGCGGGGAAGAAAGAAGACACACCCUAACUACGCAGGGCCGCCUUAACACGUUGGACCAGUGAUGGCGUCCACAAGGUGUGCCCCGCCUCUCUGAAGCAGAACCAGCGAGGGUGUUCACCUCCUCCUCCUCCUCCUCCUCCCCGCCAGGGUGUUGUCACGGAGGAACAAAACCCCGAGCAGAGACGACACUUCAGCGCCGAGACCUCGCAACUCUCCGGGGCUCGUAUAGUUCAUUGCGUUCCGAGUGGAAAUACUCGCCCGAAACCCUUCCGGAUCCUGACCCCGAGACGUCGGAGGUUCUGUAGCAGCCAUGGGGGACGUUGUGUCAUCUCACCUGGAUGAAAGCAAGCGGGAGAUGAUUACAGUGAAGACCAAAGAUGUGAUGCGAAACUUCAGUGACGUGUAUGAACAGCAGUACGCUGUUGCUCUCUUCAACAGCGUCCGCUACGAGAUUGAAGGAGGAGCUGGGCCACAGUCACAGAUGCUGCACAGAAAGGACCCUUUGGCUGGCCGAACAAUCUUUUCAGGAUGUAUGUUUCAGUACCUAGAGGAGAAUCGCAAGUGGAGAAAUCGCUUCGUUUUUGUGCCAAACAACUACGCCAUCAACCUCCAUGAGAGCAAAACAGCACAGGAGCGCGGACUGCAUCCUAAAGUAACCAUCAACUGUGCUGGCUACAAAGCCUUGACCUCUAUGGAAGAGUACAUGGAACUGAUUAACAGCAGCCUUCCAGGUAUCAAAUCAAAUGUGGGAAGCAGUCCCUUCAUCAAGUGUGCGACUCAGUUCCCUCUGAUCCUGUGGCACCCGUAUGCUCGUCAUCAUUACUUCUGUGUGCUGACUGAGAAGGAGCAGCAGAAAUGGCACGCUGUUUUGCAGGACUGUGUCCGACACUGUAACAAUGGUCUGCCAGAGGACUGUACUGUUCAGACACCAGCAUUCACUGAUACUGUGAGACUGUACAGACAAGCCAAGGGACACUAUGGAACCUGGGAUAUGAUGUGUGGAACUCCCCCACAGAUUCUGACCAACCUGGUGUUGGAGAGCCUCCAUCCUGAGCUGAGGAAUUUGAUUGGACCUCGUCUAAAGGGGAAGACGCAGCAGAGGCAGAGGAAUUGGAUGUUUAUAUCGGAUGCUGUGUACAGGCAGGUUUUGGCCCAGACCAGCAGUCAGUAUGAUGCUCUGCUUGAAGCCUGUGAGACUCAGAAGAUUGAACUGGAUUCUCGGCUAAGAACCAACAUGGACCAAAUCAUUGCAUCCAAAGAGCAUGUCAGCAGCAAGAUUCGAGCCCUGGUGUUGCCCAAAGCAGAGGCUCUCCUGAGGAGGAGCGUCCAAACUUACAUCAGUUCCAUCUUAGAGGCCUUGAUGGAGCCCACAAGCCGAGGUUUCGCCGAAGUCAGAGAUGUUUUCUUCAGGGAGGUGGUGGAGAUUAGCAAGAACUUGAUAAACGGAGGAGGCAAAGACAAAAUGGGAGAACACAUGGAGAGGCUCUCUAUGCUCGCCUUCCACCCUGUCAAAAUGCAGAGUUGCUACGAAAAGGUGGAGGAGCUGAAUCUGGAGGGGCUACAGCAAAGGUUCGACGUGUCCAGCCCCUCUGUGUUUGUCAGCAGGGCUCAGAUCCUCAUGGGGGAGCAAAUGGACAACGCAGUACACACCUUUGAGCAGCUACUGCAGCAGUCUUUGACUGCACAGGGAGACAAUGACUUGUGCAAAACCAUUCAAGGGUGUCAGGACAGAGUUCUCAAGAAAUAUGAUUAUGACAGCAGCACAAUACGCAAGAAGUUCUUCAGAGAGGCUCUGCUGCAGAUUAUCAUCCCGUACAUGCUGCAGCAGCUUUCACCUUCUUGCACACCUGAGCUGCCACAUUUUAAAGAGCUCAUCUUUGAGGACUUUUCUCGCUUCCUGCUUGUGGAAAAUAUGUUUGAAGAGGUGGUGCUGCAGUCCGUCACCAAGGACAUCAUGAUGGCUGUGAAGGAGGCUGCCGUUCAGAGGAGGCACAAUCUCUACAGGGACAGCAUUGUGAUGACCAACAGUGACCCCAACCUCCACCUGCUUGGAGAAAGCUCCCCUGUGGACUGGGCCACCAAAUUUCCUAGCGAGGAUCCGGAAGCUGUGAACAGUGGCGGCGAGGACGGGUGUUCUGGCAACAGACGCAAGCAGGUGGUGUCCAUGAUCCAGAUGGAUGGAGUACCUCUGCCCUACGAGUCGUGUUUGGAAGUUCCAGGGGUGGAGCUAAUCCCGGAGGAGGACGUCGUGGCAACCGCAGAGGAGGAGGACGCUCACCUGAGCAAGGACGAUCUGGAUGACAUCAAAGAUCUCCUCGAUCGCGUGGUAGAGUUGGAUGUGGCGCUACCCGACACCACCGCCAACGGGACGAUCACCCUGGAGGACGGUGUGCAGGAGGAAGUGAGCCGGGUCACCUCCGUCGUGGAGGACGUCUCUAACCCGCAAGACAAUAGGUCUCCGCGCUCGAUCCUCCAGCAGCUGGUAGAAAACAAGAACCAGGAAGCCGAUAAGGUGGUAGUUCCAGGGGUGGAGCUCAUCCCGAAGGAGGGCGCCGUGGCAACCGCAAAGGAGGACGACGCUCAUCGGCACCUGAGCAAGGACGAUCUGGAGAAAAUCAAAGAUCUCCUCGAUCACUUGAUAAACUUGCAGGUGGCGCUACCUGACGCAGAUGCCAAGAACCAGGAAGGUGAUAAGGUGGCAGUUCCAGGGGUGAAGCUCAUCCAGCAGGAGGGCGCCGUGGCAACCGCAAAGGAGGAGGACGCUCAUCGGCACCUGAGCAAGGAUGAUCUGGAGAAAAUCAAAGAUCUCCUCGAUCACUUGGUAAACUUGCAAGUGGCGCUACCUGACGCAGAAGCCAAGAACCAGGAAGGCGAUAAGGUGGCAGUUCCAAGGGUGAAGCUCAUCCAGCAGGAGGGCGCCAUGGCAACCAAAAAGGAGGAGGACACUUAUCGGCACCUGAGCAAGGACGAUCUGGAGAAAAUCGAAGAUCUCCUCCAUCACUUGAUAAAGUUUCAAGCGGCGCUACCUGACGCCGAUGCCAAGAACCAGGAAGCCGAUAAGGUGGCAGUUCCAGGGGUGGAGCUCAUCCCGCAGGAGGGCGCCGUGGCAACUGCAAAGGAGGACGCUCAUCGGCACCUGAGCAAGGACGAUCUAGAGAAAAUCAAAGAUAUUCUCGAUCGCGUGAUAAAGUUGGAAGUGGCGCUACCCAACGCUGAUGCCAACGGGACGAUCACCCUGGAGGACGGCGUGCAGGAGGAGGUGAGCCGGGUCACCUCCGUCGUGGAGGACGUCUCUAACCCGCAAGACAAGAGGUCUCCGCGCUCGAUCCUCCAGCAGCUGGUAAAAAACAAGAACCAGGAAGACGAUAAGGUGGCAGUUCCAGGGGUGGAGCUCAUCCCGGAGAAGGGCGCCGUGUCAACCGCAGAGGAGGUGGACGCUCAUCGGCACCUGAGCAAGGACGAUCUGAAGAAAAUCAAAGAUCUCCUCCAUCACUUGAUAAACUUGGAAGUGGCGCUACCCGACGCCAAUGCCAAGAACCAGGAAGCCGAUAAGGUGGCAGUUCCAGAGGUGGAGCUCAUCCAGCAGGAGGGCGCUGUGGCAACCGCAAAGGAGAAGGACGCUCAUCGGCACCUGAGCAAGGACGAUCUGAAGAAAUUCAAAGAUCUCCUCGAUCGCUUGGAAAAUUUGGAAGCGGCGCUACCUGGCGCCGAUGCCAAGAACCAGGAAGCCGAUAAGGUGGCAGUUCCAGGGGUGGAGCUCAUCCUGCAGAAGGGCGCUGUGGCAACCGCAAAGGAGGAGGACGCUCAUCGGCACCUGAGCAAGGACGAUCUGAAGAAAUUCAAAGAUCUCCUCGAUCGCUUGGAAAAUUUGGAAGCGACGCUACCUGGCGCCGAUGCCAAGAACCAGGAAGCCGAUAAGGUGGCAGUUCCAGGGGUGAAGCUCAUCCCGCAGGAGGCCGCCGUGGCAACCGCAAAGGAGGAGGACGCUCAUCGGCACCUGAGCAUGGACGAUCUGGAGAAAAUCAAAGAUCUCCUCCAUCACUUGAUACGGUUAGAUGCGGCGCGACCCGACGUCGAUGCCAAGAACUAGGAAGCCGAUAAGGUGGCCGAUAAAGGCGGCAUCAAGGGGGUGGAGUUUGCAGCAGAGGAAGGCGGCGGCGAACAAACUGCGAAGUCCGCUUCUGAGUCGUCACCCCAGCUGCCAUUAGUGACAGACACCAGCUCCGGCGAGGAGGCAGUCAAAAACAUCCCCAACGGGGAGGACACGGUCGUUGACACGGCGGAGGUGGAGGCGGUCGUAGCGUAAGAAGACGACCACGUGAGGGAAAUGUGUUGACUUUAUUGUUAUUGCUUUGUUGAUGUUGCACACUUGAAGACCAAUUAUCUCCUUUUUGCUCUCUUCAAUAGUUGCCACGCAAGCUUCCUUCCUAUUUUACGGCACGACACAGAACGCACCACACUUUUAUACGCACACUUUUAUACAACAAUCUGGACUUUCUCUGGGGUUCUUCCAAACACAACAACAAGCCAGGAAGUUCCAGCCGUACCUCGGGUUUGACGUUUUCCUCCAAACCCUACAUGCAGGAAAAACCGAGGUAUCACUGAAUGGUUUACUUUUAGUCCAUCAACAGGGGCCACAAUAUUCUAUAAUCCAUGUCUUUUAACUACUACACUUUUUCAAAUGAUUAUAUAUUUUUCUAAGUGUUUCUUUGUAUUUAUACGUUAAGUGUGUUUAACAAGUUAUCGGUGUACCUAUCGUCGCAAGUAGGCGACAUAAACGUGAAGAUUCGUGGCCUCCAGAUAGUGUUGAAAUGUCACUUUUUAUAUUUGUCGUAUUUUCACGUUCCUUAUUAUGGGGGAAAUGAUUUUCUUCUCUCAAAUUGUUCCGGUGAGCCAUAAUAUUUGCAGAACUUACAAUGAUUGGCUGAAGAAAAAGCCUCAUGUUUAAUUAACUUAUGACAGGCGUGUCUGAUGGUUAAAUAAGGUCUCGGGGAGUGUGUGGCACACUCACUGGCUGUAUUGACACUGUUGCUGUUUCAUAAUGACGCCAUCUGCUGGAUUAAAAACAUCACAUUUAACCUAAAAAUUAUAUUAAUUGCAAAUGUAAGUUUUAUACGACUAGUCAAUGAGUCACAAAAAACUGAUGCACUCCGACUUCUUUCAAUAUGAGCUGUCACGCAUGAGCGGAAUGUUCUGAUGAACACAGUUUGAUGUUUCACAGUAAAAUGACACAGCAGUGGUAUCGGACACAUGUUUUGUUUUUUUCCUUAUAAAGUGACACACACAUCAGGUUAUUGAGGGACAUAUUUUACACCAGAAAAAGGGAGGAUAUUUUUAUCACCUUUAAGAAGAAAAAUAAGAAAUAAAAGGGGUCUGGCCUCUUAAAAAGUGCAAUGAAGAGCCAAUAUUCCAUUUCUAUAGUCAUUUUUUCUUCAAUGUGGGGAAGAGAUAUGCAAAUCCUUCACGUUAAAAAGAAAUGUUUGAUUAGUUUUGAAAUCUGCUACAUUUCUCAACUUUUACCGCCUUUUUAAUCCUAACCUAAAUAUCGUACAGUUUUAGGCACUCACUGUUUUAUUUAUUCUGAAUACCUGCCUGGUUGUGCUUCACAGACAUGUCAUCUCGAUAUAUGUAUUGAACAUUUAUUGAUUAAUAAAGUUAUUUCAUCAUCA